This is a messenger RNA of Syzygium oleosum, 851 nucleotides long. RefSeq names its product transcription factor MYB114-like. Gene Ontology annotation, molecular function: transcription cis-regulatory region binding. The record is from RefSeq and is a predicted model, not a curated record. Gene Ontology annotation, biological process: cell differentiation. The transcript is spliced from 3 exons. Bases 166 to 759 code for a protein of 197 amino acids. Gene Ontology annotation, cellular component: nucleus. Lineage: Eukaryota; Viridiplantae; Streptophyta; Magnoliopsida; Myrtales; Myrtaceae.
ACUCACUCCCACAACCUCAACUGUCUUCAAUCUCUCUCUCUCUCUCUCUCGGUGCGUGCGUGUGUCUUGAGUUUCCCAAUAACUAGUAAACAUUUCUCAAGCACCCACUUUUCCCCAAAUUACCAGACCACUCUCUCUCUUUCUCUCUCUCUCUCUCUCUAAAUUAUGGCACCAAAAAGUGAGGGUUAUGCUAAAAAGGUGAUGAACAAAGGGGCAUGGACAGCUGAGGAAGACAGGAGGCUUUCUGAGUACAUUGAAGUCCAUGGGGCCAAGAGGUGGAAGACUAUUGCAGCCAAGUCAGGCUUGAACAGGUGUGGGAAGAGUUGCAGAUUGAGAUGGUUGAAUUAUCUGAGGCCCAACAUCAAGAGAGGCAAUAUAUCAGAUGAAGAAGAGGACUUGAUUCUUAGGCUUCAUAAGCUUCUGGGAAACAGGUGGUCUUUGAUUGCCGGGAGGCUUCCAGGUAGAACCGACAACGAGAUUAAGAACUACUGGAAUUCUCAUUUGAGCAAAAAAAUAAACCAGGAAGAGAAACCGCAGAAUAAAGCCAUCCCCGCUCCUCGAGAAACUUCUCCGCCCACGUCUCAAGAAGUUGUUCAAGUGGAUGAGGAGGGAGCUGACAGAGCGGUCGGAAAUUUCUCGGACGUCGACUUUGACACGGACGAGUUCUUCGACUUCACGACCGAAGGGUCUUACGGGUUUGAGUGGGUGAAUAAGUUUCUAGAGCUUGACGACGGAUUAACGCUCAAGGAGAAAAUGUGAAAGCGGGCUGUAUUUUCUUCUUCAAAAUGAUGAGUUUCUACAUCAUCAUGUGUACAAUUCUCGGAUUAAUGAAUCAUUUCUUCAUUAGCUCA